AUGCUCGACAUUCAGCCUCGUGCCGAUCUCACCGUGGCGGACGGAAGCGGCUUCUUCACCUACCCCUUGGUCUUCCAGGCUCACCUGGGUGAGGGCGAUGAGGUCCAGGUUACUAUUACUUACGACACUGGUCUGCUGGAGGAGGCAGAGGUUGCGAAUCUGGGUUAUCAGUUCGAGGCUGUAAUACAGCAGCUCACUUCAUCAUUUGAUGAUCCCGAGAUAAAGGUCGGUGAUAUUCACGCCGUUUCCGCCAACGACCUGACGCAGCUUCAAGCCUGGAAUAAUGCAGCGACGCCCGAGCUCGUUGAGCAGUGCAUCCACGACUUGUUCGUCAAGCAGGUCGAGCUCCGACCCCACGCGCCCGCCAUCUCGGCCUGGGACGCUAGCUUCACCUACGCUGAGCUCGAUCAGGCGGCCAACCGUUUGGCGAACUACCUCGUCCCCCGAUUCCCGGCCUUGGGACCCGACGUUCUGGUUCCCAUCUGCUUUGAAAAGUCCGCCUGGGUUUUCGUCGCCAUGCUGGCCGUUAAUAAAGCCGGCGGCGCUUGGGUUACCCUUGACCCCUCGCAUCCUCAGCAACGGCACAAGUCCAUCGUCGAACAGACCCGCACGUGCGUUGUACUCUGCUCCCCCGCGCAGGCGAAGCGCGCCUUUUCCCUGCACGCCGACGUCGUCGAGGUGUCAGCCGAGCUGGACAAUGCGCUGAUGGCCACCUUCGGCAGGGACCCUCCCUGCCCAGUCUCCGGGGUUGGGCCACACCACGCAGUCUACGUGCUUUUCACAUCUGGGUCGACGGGUCUGCCCAAGGAUGGUACCAUGACUUUCGUCUCCCGUAACAACACCCAAGUAAAAGUCCGCGGGUUCAGAAUCGAACUUAGUGAGAUUGAACAUCAUGUCCGCGUUAAGCUCGGCGAGUCCGCGACGUCGGCAAACGAGCCGCUGCAGAUCGCAGUGGACACGUUCAAGAACAAGGCUGGCGCUGUGACUUUGGCUGCUUAUAUCUGCUUUUCGGAGAACACCAGGGUUAUCCCGGCGGGAGUGGACGACAUUGGCGAGCUCGCCAACGAGCUGCUCCAGCCCUUUGAUGAAAAUAAUAAAGACGGCGACAACCUCCGCGUGCGCAUGCUAUCGCUGUCCAGCAGCCUCGGUGUCGUGUUGCCACCGUACAUGAUUCCGAGCGUCUUUAUCACCAUGCGAUCCAUGCCGCUCGUCACAUCGCAAAAGAUCAACCGCAUCGUGCUGUCCCGCAUUGCUUCCGUCCUCGACGACAACCAGCUGGCCAUGUACAGCCUGCAGGACGGGACUCAAGAAAGGCAGGCUCCCCAGACCGAAACAGAGAUAAAGCUGGCAGGGCUGUGGGCAGAUAUUCUCAAAGUCGCACCCGACGCCGUUGGCAGAGAAAGCCACUUCCUCCGCCUGGGUGGCGAUUCUAUCGCAGCCAUCCGGCUCGUGACCGCCGCGCGUGACCUGGGGCUGGAGCUUAGUGUUAAGGAGGUAUUUGAUGACCCUCGCCUGUUGGCCAUAGCUGCCACGGCGGAUGCCAAAGGAGCCGCGGAUGACGGAGUGGAUGACUGGGCAGGAGAGUACCCCGAAUAUGUAGAGCCGUUUGCGCUCUUGCAGCCAGAAAGUUUGGGUGACAACAUUGCUUCUGAGGAUGAUAUUAAGCAAUUAUUUGCCGACAAGUGCAGGGUCUCCCCUGACGUGGUCCAGGACGCCUACCCGUGCACGGCGCUGCAGGAUGGCCUGAUGGUCCUUGCCAACAGGCAGCCGGAGUCCUACACCACGCGUAACGUUUUCAAACUGCCAAACGGCAUUCAUAUCGACCAUUUUCGUCAAUCGUGGGAGAGCGUUGUCGAAAGCUGCGAUACCCUCCGUACAAGGAUCGUCGUUUGCAAUGGCCAUGCGGUUCAGGUUGUCCUUCAAGAGCCUACAUGCUGGCGGGAGCCGGUCCCCGGCGGUGGCAUCAAGGCCUUUGUCCAGCGCGAGGCGUCGACUCCAAUCAGAUACGGCGAACCGCUAUCCCGCUAUGGUAUCGUGGAGGACGGCGGCCGCGUCUACUUUAUCUGGACUGUGCACCACUCCGUUUAUGACGGGUGGUUCCUGGGUCAGCUUUUUAAUAUGUUGGACAAAUUUAUGUCCGGCGAACAUCAUCUCGUGAAUAAGCCAGUCCCGUUCCGUAACUACAUCGGCUAUAUCCUGGCUUGCGGCGAGGAGGAUAGUCGGGAUUUUUGGCGUGAGGAGCUAGACAACACUCAAAUGAAGCACUUCCCAACACCGAGCUCCAAAAAGACAGCCGAAACCAAAGCUCCCAAGAUCCACCAGGCGAUAUGCCACCAGUUCCAGCACGUCGUCGCUCAGCUUGUCGGCUGUGCGGGAGAGCUGUCCGUUCAAAACGUUCCGCUCUUUGGCAGUUAUGAUCAGUAUUUGAUUUCCGAAUGGAAUGCCGCCAGCAAUACGGAAGCCAUCCAGUCUGCUACGAUUCAGCAAGUCUUCUCCGAGGUGGUUGGCAAGAAUCCCGAAGCCGAAGCAGUAUACUCUUUCGACGGUAGAUUUACAUACGCAGAACUCAACGCGGCGUCCGAUAGGCUGGCCGGCCAUCUCAUAGCCCUAGGUGUCCUGCCUGGGAUGCAGGUUCCCUUGUGCUUCGGCCACACCGCUUGGUACAUCGUGGCCGUGCUGGCAGUACUCAAGGCCGGCGCGGCCUUUGUGCCACUGCACCCGCAGCAUCCUCUGCGCCGCCGACGUGAGGUCAUUGAGCAGCUCACCUCGACCAUUCUUCUUGGCACGUUCUCGGGCAUCGAAAGCUCCGCCGAGCUGGCCUCGACCAUGAUUCUCGUUAUAGUAGAUGCUGAGCUGGACCAGAGACUGCAGCGUUGUCCUCCGCCCCAGGUCACGGACUGGAAUGCUAUUUGCACACCAGGCGACGCAGCCUAUGUCAUUUUCACUUCCGGCAGCACUGGAACGCCAAAGGGCGUCGUCCUGCAGCAAGAAGCCCCAACGACCUGCGCUCCGCCGACACCGAAAACACCAGCACCAGCACCGGCAUGCUCCUGA
Molecule: messenger RNA, 3054 nt
Organism: Pyricularia grisea
Lineage: Eukaryota; Fungi; Ascomycota; Sordariomycetes; Magnaporthales; Pyriculariaceae
Exons: 4
Coding region: 1-3054 (1017 amino acids)
Biological process (GO): secondary metabolite biosynthetic process; amino acid activation for nonribosomal peptide biosynthetic process
Cellular component (GO): cytoplasm
Molecular function (GO): phosphopantetheine binding; catalytic activity
Source: RefSeq, a predicted model, not a curated record